This is a messenger RNA of Medicago truncatula (barrel medic), 2026 nucleotides long. Its product is annotated as calcium-dependent protein kinase 2. Lineage: Eukaryota; Viridiplantae; Streptophyta; Magnoliopsida; Fabales; Fabaceae. Gene Ontology annotation, biological process: protein phosphorylation. Gene Ontology annotation, molecular function: protein kinase activity; ATP binding. Bases 342 to 1547 code for a protein of 401 amino acids. The record is from RefSeq and is a predicted model, not a curated record. The transcript is spliced from 5 exons.
AGUUACUAGUAUUAGUAGGAACCGAACCAAUGUCUUGGAAUAAUAAUAACUAAAUCUGGAACGUCCAUUCUAUGUCGCUCAUUCCUCUAUUGGCGUUGGAUUUCCUCGUACGCGUUUCCUCCAAAUUUUGAAACAUUCUAUCCUAUGUAUAACAGAAAAAACGGUUACUCUAUUAUCGAUCUUUGUUAACUAACUUCAAUAGAAACCCUUAAUUUUCACCAUCCUUUAAAAACCCUGUUCUCUAUUCUUUUUUCAUGUAUACUAAACACUGAGGUUGCGGCAGAAUUUAGAAACUCGAUUUUUGUUUCUUUGAUUCUUAGAAAAACAACCACCGAGUGAACAUGGGAAACAACUGUGUUGGACUCAGAAAUACCUCCGAUGAAAUUUUUUCAACAUCGUGUUGCUGCUCAUGGUCAUAUCCAAUCUACCAAACACAAAUUUCAGUUUCACCAAACAUAAACGCUUCACAGACGGUUCAACAAAGUCCACCGCAUGUCGACAUCAAAGAUUUGAAGUCAAUUGAAUCUAGGGUAACAGCAAAAAGUGCAGGUCUUCGAGAAGAAUCAAUUUUGUUGUCAAACAAUGGUUCUUUUAAGGAAUACUAUGAGUUAGGAGAUGAACUUGGAGAAGGGGAAUUUGGAACUACUUCACUUUGUUUGGAGAAAUCAACCGGGAAAACGUAUGCAUGCAAGGUAAUCCCAAAGGUGAAAUUGUUAGAAGAUGAUGAUGUAGAGGAUGUGAGGAGGGAAAUUAAGAUAAUGCAUCACUUGGUUGGGAGUCUAAAUGUGAUAUGUAUAAAAGGAGUUUAUGAAGAUUCUGAUGUUGUUUAUAUUGUCAUGGAAUUAUGUAAAGGAGGUGAGUUGUUUGAUAGGAUUGUGAAAAGAGGUUACUACGCCGAACAAAAGGCCGCUAAACUUGCAAGAACUAUCGUUAGUGUUGUUGAGACUUGUCACUCACGUGGAGUUAUGCAUUGUGAUCUUAAGCCUGAAAAUUUUCUUUUUGUUGAUGGACAUGAAGAUUCAACUCUUAAAGCAAUUGAUUUUGGAUUGUCUAGUUUCUUCAAACCAGGAGAAAAAUUUAGUGAUGCAGUAGGAAGUCCUUAUUAUAUGGCACCUGAGGUUAUAAGAGAGUGUUAUGGGCCAGAAGCUGAUGUGUGGAGUGCGGGUGUGAUCAUAUACUUUUUCUUAUGUGGAGCACCUCCAUUUGAUGGUGAAUUGGAGCAAGAGAUAUUUGAUAAGGUUUUACAUGGUGAAAUUGAUUUCUCUUCGGAUCCUUGGCCAAGUAUUUCUGAAAGUGCCAAAGACUUGGUUAAGAAGAUGCUUGAUAGAGAUCCUAAAACACGAAUUACAGCACAUGAAGCUCUAAGUCACCCUUGGGUUCAGGUUGAUGAAGUUGCUCCAGACAAGCCUCUUGAUUCUGCAACUUUGAGUUGUCUAAAGCAAUUUUCUGCUAUGAUAAAGAUGGAGCAUUCUCUUAUUUCGAUCAAUAUGGAAAUGGCUACAUCACUCAAGACGAGCUUCAACAAGUUUGUAAAGAGCUUGGCAUGAAAGAUGUCCACUUUAAGGAAAUGAUCGGAGAAGCUUAUCAAAAUAAAUGAUGGACAAAUAGACUACAAUGAAUUUGUGGCUAUGAUGCAGAGAGGCAAUGCAGAUUUAGAAAAUAAUAGUGUAAAGUGUAGUACUAGCUUUAACAUUGGAUUAGGGAAAGACAAAAGACACUGUCAAUAUGUUAGGAAGACAGACACUAUCAGUAGUAGUGGGGUAAAGUGUAGCGCUAACUUUAACAUUGAAUUUUUCUUCCUUUGGAAAAUUAUAUACAAUCUUGAAUUUUGUUUCUCUUUAAAAAAAGCUUAGUCAUUAGCUAUUAUUAUGUAAAAAGUUGAUAUGUCUACUUCAUAGAUUUUCCCUUGUUAUGUAAACUACUAGGAAACAUCAUCUUGGCAAUUGCCUUUUGAAUUUCGACUUGGUGACAUCUAAAUUUAAGCUACAUUAGAAUAUAUGCAUCUUUUUCGAGUAGGACAGUUGAU